This is a messenger RNA of Cucurbita pepo subsp. pepo (vegetable marrow), 1219 nucleotides long. The record is from RefSeq and is a predicted model, not a curated record. Lineage: Eukaryota; Viridiplantae; Streptophyta; Magnoliopsida; Cucurbitales; Cucurbitaceae.
AUCUUGUUUAUUUACAUGUAUUUCAUGUUACAGGCUUGUCAUAAACAUGGAGUGAUGCAUCGUGAUCUCAAACCAGAAAAUUUUCUUUUUGCAAAUAAGAAGGAAUCAUCCCCAUUGAAGGCAAUCGAUUUUGGACUGUCUAUCACUUUUAAACGAGGUGAACAAUUCAAUGAAAUAGUAGGCAGUCCUUAUUACAUGGCCCCAGAGGUCCUGAAAAAGAACUAUGGUCCAGAAGUCGAUGUUUGGAGCGCCGGGGUUAUCCUCUAUAUUUUACUCUGUGGCAUUCCACCAUUUUGGGCAGAAACUGAACAGGGUGUAGCACAGGCAAUUAUUCGCUCGGUUAUUGAUUUUAGGAGAGACCCCUGGCCAAGAGUCUCUGAAAAUGCAAAGGACCUUGUAAGAAAAAUGCUUGAUCCCAAUCCCAAACGGCGCCUUACCGCUCAGGAAGUUCUAGACCACCCUUGGUUACAAAAUGCUAAGAAGGCUCCAAAUGUUCCAUUAGGCGAGACAGUAAAAGCAAGACUCAAGCAAUUUUCUGUGAUGAACAAGCUCAAGAAACGAGCUCUAAGGGUGAUCGCUGAGCAUUUGUCAGUGGAGGAAGUAGCCGGCAUAAAGGAUGCAUUUGAAAUGAUGGACGUUGAGAAGAGGGGCAAGAUAAAUUUGGAGGAGCUGAGAAGUGGAUUGCAAAAGCUCGGACAACAGAUUCCAGAAGCAGAUCUUCAGAUACUUAUGGAAGCAGCUGGUGUUCAUGAUGAUGGAACUCUCAACUACGGAGAGUUUGUUGCACUUUCAAUCCACCUCAGAAGGAUGGCAAAUGACGAGCACCUACAUAAAGCUUUUGCAUUCUUUGAUCAAAAUCAGAGUGGUUUCAUCGAGAUUGAAGAGCUUCGAGCUGUGCUAAACGAUGAAGAAACAAACAGUGAGGAUGUCAUCAGUGCCAUUAUGCACGAUGUCGACACUGAUAAGGACGGAUGCAUAAGCUACGAGGAGUUUGCAGGAAUGAUGAAGGCGGGAACCGAUUGGAGAAAAGCAUCGAGGCAAUAUUCACGGGAAAGAUUCAACAACCUGAGCUUGAAGUUGUUCAGAGAAGGGUCAUUUAAUCUUACUAAUUAAGGUGUAUAGAUAAACCGUCUGAAAGAUGAAAUGAUUCAACCGAUAUCUGAAGAAUGCAAAUAUUUGGUAUAUAUAUAUAAAAACACUUAUGUUGGGUUUUCUGCCA